AUGUUCCUUCUCAACCACCGCCAGACUUUCGGUCCACCACCAGACUUUCGCCCGUCACUGUACUUCUUCCCAUCGUCGGACUUCCGUCGGACUUCUGCCCGACGCAUGACUUUCGUCCAUCUACAGACUUUCACCCGUCGCCGUACUUUACCCCACGCUAGACUGACGCCAGAGUUCCGUAAUUCUAACUCUUCCUUUGAUGAUAUAAAUUUGCAACGGGAUCUUACAGAAGGAUAUUAUGAUGCGGGGGACAAUGUGAAAUUUGGCUUGUCUAUGGCUUUCACAGUCACCUGCAACUUUGCAUGGGCAGCACUUGCCUACUAUAAUAAGCUCCAAGCUGCAGCAGCUGAACUAGUAAAUGUUCAGGCUGACGUUUGCUGGGAAACAGAUUACUUCCUCAAGACUGCCGCACGUAAAAACAAUCUCUGGUUUAGGGAAAAGUAUUACAUACGGUGUCCGGAUUCGUCCGGACAUCAAUCCAUACACGCCACGUCACCCAGAUACAUCCGAGGCCCAGUGUAUCCAGGUGAUGUGGCGCGUGAUGUGCUACAAGAAACUUAUGAUGACUGACCAUUCUACUGCUCCUAUUCUGGUAACAAUGAUGAGCUGUUGUGGGCUGCAUCGUGGCAAUGCUUAGCGCCGAGGAGAGAAAUGUACCAGAAAUGCAACAGAGAAGUCAUUACAGCCAGUGUGGCUGAAUUUGGCUGA
Dendrobium catenatum is the source of this 708-nucleotide messenger RNA. Its product is annotated as endoglucanase 8-like. Gene Ontology annotation, biological process: carbohydrate metabolic process. Lineage: Eukaryota; Viridiplantae; Streptophyta; Magnoliopsida; Asparagales; Orchidaceae. The record is from RefSeq and is a predicted model, not a curated record. Gene Ontology annotation, molecular function: hydrolase activity, hydrolyzing O-glycosyl compounds.